This is a messenger RNA of Microthlaspi erraticum, 888 nucleotides long. Lineage: Eukaryota; Viridiplantae; Streptophyta; Magnoliopsida; Brassicales; Brassicaceae. The record is from the annotation of a GenBank genome assembly.
AUGGCCAAUAUUUACCGUUUCGCCAUUCUUCUCGUUCUCCUCUCCGCCACCGUCGGCUUCUCUGCCGCCGCGUUGGUUGAGGAACAGCCUCUGGUGCUCAAGUACCACAACGGCAUUCUAUUGAAAGGAAACGUCACUCUCAAUCUCAUUUGGUACGGAAAAUUCACACCAAUCCAACGAUCCGUCAUCGUCGAUUUCAUCCGCUCUCUCAGCUCUGCCGCCGCUGCAAAAGGUCCCUCCGUAGCCUCGUGGUGGAAGACGACGGAAAAGUACAAGGGUGGUGCGUCGACCAUAGUCGUCGGUAAACAGCUCCUCCUCGAGAACUACCCUAUCGGAAAAUCCUUAAAAAGUCCCUACCUUCGAGCUCUGUCAAACAAACUUAACGGCGGCGGCGUUCGGUCUAUAACCGUCGUGCUAACGGCGAAAGACGUCACCGUUGAGGGAUUCUGUAUGAAUCGGUGCGGGACUCACGCCUCGAAGGCCCGUUCCGUUGAUGGUGGAGCCUACGUUUGGGUCGGAAACUCUGAGACGCUGUGUCCUGGUUACUGCGCGUGGCCGUUUCAUCAGCCGAUUUACGGACCUCAGUCUCCGCCGUUAGUCGCGCCUAACGGUGACGUCGGAGUUGACGGAAUGAUUAUUAACCUCGCGACGCUGCUGGUUAACACCGUCACGAAUCCGUUUAAAAGCGGUUACUUCAAUGGCCAACAAGAAGCUGUCUCGGCCUGUACCGGGAUAUUCGGGUCGGGUGCGUAUCCGGGUUACGCCGGCCGGGUUCUCGUAGACAGGACUAGUGGAGCGAGUUACAACGCUUUGGGUCUCGCCGGUAGGAAAUAUCUUUUACCGGCGAUGUGGGACCCGGAAACUUCGGCGUGUAAGGCUUUGGUCUGA